Molecule: messenger RNA, 1845 nt
Organism: Rodentolepis nana
Lineage: Eukaryota; Metazoa; Platyhelminthes; Cestoda; Cyclophyllidea; Hymenolepididae
Source: the annotation of a GenBank genome assembly
AUGUUUAACUGUCGAUGGAAAAACUGUCUUAAGGGUUUUUCUGCAAUUCGAUCUUUGGAGGAUCAUGCUGUCAGUGAACAUCUUAGUGCUGUUUAUGUUACGGACAGUAUUCGAGGAAACGAUUUUAAAUGCGCAUGGCUAAAUUGUGAUUAUCCACCCGAUUAUUUCUCCGUAGCCCCAUCUACACUCAUUCGACAUGUCAAAUACCAUGUCUUUACUGAGUAUCUUGUUUCACGAACUCAUUGUCUGCUUCCUUUUCCGGCUUCAUGUGAAUGUUCCCAUAUUUCUUCUCACCAUAUUUCAUUUAAUUUUUUAUGUUCUUGUAAUUUCGAAACAGAUUCUAUCUUCAAUUUGUGUGAGCAUACAACUAUUUGUAACAACGGGAUUUCUCUGUUCUUGAAGCAACUAAAAACGCAUCCUUGUCCAAUAUGCCUAUCCAAAUUUACGUGUCUAAAUGAUUUACUAGGUCAUGUUAGACUUGGUUAUUCUGACCAAAUUACGGACAUAUUUCAGUCUGGGUUCUAUUGCCUGUGGAUUGGCUGUGUUGCAGGUCCAAGUGAACUGACGGGCGCCAUGGAGGUUUUGGCUCAUAUGGAGUCUCAUUUACAUUCUUCUUCAACUUGCCUGUGGAUUGGUUGCCCUGCUCCGAAAAAUCUUAAUCGCGCUCAUUUACUUCUCCACGGUUAUGCCUCUAUAUGUCGGAAUAAUAGCAUAAGUACCCUUCAAAGUGAUUCGGCUUUGGUACGCAGCUGUUUGACAUCAAAAGAUGAGUCUGUUGUUCUCAGUUGUAAAUCAACUAGGUCAAAAUGGAUAGAUAGCCACCUUUGUUCUCUACAUUACAAAGGCCUUUAUUGUCAGUGGCUGGGUUGUGAGCUAAAAUUUGACAAUCCGAUUGAAUUCGCGAAUCAUAUCGUGAGCCAUGUUGUAAGGAAUGGUGUAAAAGUUAGUACCUGUUUAUGGACUGGUUGUUCUUCACAGUCUUCUAGGAUUGAUCGUCACCUUCGCGAAGCCCACUCAGUACCGAAGUUCCUCUGUCCCUUUUGUUUGCUCUCUGUCUAUACAAAGCGGUGUGACCUGAUUGAUCAUAUUAAAUCCCGAUUAGUUACAAAACGGAAAUCAAAAGCGUCAGCACCAGAUUUAGAGGACAUCAUUGGUGGUUCUGAUGAGGAGAAUGAGGAGCUAUUUGGUCCCAUUGGACAACAACGCGGUGAGGAUGCCACUGAAAGCGUCACUCUACCAGAAUUGAUUAAACGUUUCAAGAAGAUCUGGCAGAAUGAGAAGCUCUCACCUGAACUAAUGGCUGCUCAAACUGGAAUUAUAUCACUGAUUGCGAAUGAACUGUCGACAUUUGAGCACCAGAUCACUAGACAACCAAGAGGUGAUUUAAAAACGCAACUAAUGAAAUUAAAGGUCGAGCGCCUACGCUAUCUCCUCACAGACUACAUCCGAGUACGAAUUAGGAAGAUUGAACAAUAUCCUCACCAUGUUAUAAUGGAAGAGCGUGCAAGAUCACAAUCAGAAGAACCGCAUCUUUCGCCCGCAGAAUUUAACUUCGCGAAAGCAUUCGAUGAUGCUACACUUAACAACUUGCGGUUUGGUGUAUUGAAUAAUCUCCCAGUUAACAUGCAAAAAUUUGACCCAGACGAAACAGCUCUUCGGCCGAACCUAGACUCCUAUGUCUUCUGUCAGAUCAAUAAACGUGUCGAAAUCACCGAAACCAGUGCCUCUCAGAUAGGAUCAAAUCUCUCCACGAAUAUACUCACUCUAAUGCCCAAAGAAAUCCAUCUCCUGCCCUACCGAGUAAUCCGCCAACACACAGAGGAUGGAUCAAUAAUUCUGUUGUAA